GCCACAACAGCGUGAGGCAGCAACGCGUGCGCAUCUCUCAAUAUGUGGAAUAAUCAAGUGGAUAUUUGUGUGCUGAUCUUUUGUGGAUUAUUUAUUGUCCUGGCAGCGGGCAAAGUGCCAACGAAACCGCAAUCAAACAGUUGGCGCGAUUUAAUCUUCGGUGGCAAAUGGUUUUCGUCAUCGCCGCGUUUACGUGAAUCUAAGUUUCUGCCCAUCUUUGCCUUUGUGCCCAUCGGACCGAGCAGCUGUUCGGCACCUUCAGGCGAGUUCGGCAACUGCAUUCCCAGCAAGGAUUGCCUCGUCCGUAAUGGAAUUCCAGCAGGACCUUGCGGAGGAGGCUAUGGCGUCUGUUGCAUAUUUCUUCAAACUUGCGGCGGCAUCAUUCGUGAAAACUCCACGUACUUUGUGAAUCCCAAUCAUCCGGAUGUCUACGAUGGCACAGGCAGCUGUCAGGUGACAGUUCAAAAGCUGCAUCCGGACAUAUGUCAGUUGCGUCUGGACUUGGACAUGUUCUCCAUAGCACCACCCGAGGCGGCAAAUCAUCUGUGCAAUCAGGAUCAACUGCUGAUCUCCGGCGGAAGUCCCACGCCCACAAUUUGCGGCAGUUCUACAGGCGAUCACAUGUACAUUGAUGCUGGACUGGGACAGAGCAAUCCCAUUGUGCUGUCUAUUAUCACAAGCGGCAGUUUUCCGCGUCUGUGGCGCAUUCGCGUCACCCAAAUCCACUGCGGCAGCAUUAGUCGAGCGGAUCAGGGUUGUCUGCAGUACUACACGGCGAUCAGUGGACGAGUGCGCAGCUUUAACUAUAAUACAGUGGGGGGAAGACAGCUGUCGAAUCAGGAUUACAGUAUUUGCAUACGCAACGAGCGCAACUUCUGUGGCAUACAGUAUAAUGCGUGUCCCGAUCUUGAGAACAAUCGUUCAAGGGCUUUCACAAUAUCGGGCAACUCUAAUAAUCCAGUACCCACUAUGGUGGGUGGUGGUGGUGGCGGUGGUGUUGCAGUACCCACUGGAAGUGGUUGCAUCAGUGAUUGGUUGCUCAUCGGUUGCAUACGCUCAGCGGAUCGCAUUCCGCCUCUGCCUGGCUGUGAGGAUCGCGUUUGUGGAGGCACUUUUAGCGCCGAGGCGGGCAUGUUGGCCAGAACAGUGCAGUCCAGCGUGCGCCCUUUCCGCCUAUAUUUCCACACAGAUGGCGUGGAAGCCCCCAAUGAUAUUGACAAUCGCGGCUUUUGCCUCGACUAUGUGCAACAACCUUGCACAAGUGGCUACUAAGCGUGUUUCAUUUAAUAAAUAUGUAUUUUAUUUAUUUUCGUAGUUAAUUUAAGGCUAAGUUUAUAGUUAAUUUAAGUUAAUUUAGAAAGCACAAAUUAAAAAUGUUUCCCACAUACAUUUAGAAUUCUUUUGUCCGAUUCUAAAGCUCAAUUUGUUUUGGCUAUUAAUACAGUUGAUUUUUGUAGGUUUUUGUUUUUUUGUUGUGAUUGUUAUGCAUAUAAUAUAUGAUUAAUUUUAAUACUUAGCUAAAAGUAAAAACAAAAUAUCGAAUAACAGUGCAAAAUGAAAACUAAGAGAACUUUUUUGUUUUGCGGAGUUUUGUAAGGACUUUUUCGUUGUAGUUUAGCGCACGUUUUGCUCGUUUCAGAUUUGGGGAGUAUUGCAGUUCCAAAUUAACAGUUUAAGUUCCGGUACGAUACUGGUUCCAGUUCCGACUGCUUCAGUGUUGUGAGAUCGCCAAUUUUCAGUCUGUGCGCACGCAAAGUCCCGACUUGUGACGUCACUGGGCGUUGAUUGAGGAUCAUGGGAAUUGUUUGAGGGGAGAGGAGGAAAAUAUAGAGGAAGCUUCCUUAGCUCUAAUAGGUUUGUAUUAGGGCCGCCACAUGCUGUUUUUCCUCGUCGGUGAGACCGUUCUUCAGCGUG
Molecule: messenger RNA, 1914 nt
Organism: Drosophila sulfurigaster albostrigata
Lineage: Eukaryota; Metazoa; Arthropoda; Insecta; Diptera; Drosophilidae
Exons: 5
Coding region: 43-1272 (409 amino acids)
Source: RefSeq, a predicted model, not a curated record